This is a messenger RNA of Hymenoscyphus albidus, 3019 nucleotides long. Lineage: Eukaryota; Fungi; Ascomycota; Leotiomycetes; Helotiales; Helotiaceae. The record is from the annotation of a GenBank genome assembly.
GUUUCCACCUAGCUGUUUUAGGCCUUAGGUAGGCCUUAGGUAGGCUUUGCAGCUCAGGAUGGCCUCUGACUGGAAUAGAUGUUGGCAGCCAGAAUUUCCAGGUGUUCUUUUCGCUUGGGAUGAAACAAAAACAAGGUGCUUCCGUCCGAACUUUGACAGGUCCCAAUCCAAUCCAAUCCCAAUAUAAAUCUCCCUCCACCCCCCUUCCAACCAUACAUUCCACCACUGCCCUUCUUCCUUUUGCUCUCCACAUCAAAUCUCAAGCAUUUGCACCGCUUGAUACAAAUAAUAGCAUACGUGCACGUCUACAUUUUCUCCCCUCAAUUCCUUUCACGCCAGCAAGAUGUGGUACGUAAACACCCCUCCUUUCAGCUGCUCAACCUCAACCUCAACCUCAACCCCCCUGUUGGCAGGACACCGCUAACUUCUCUCUGCAGUGGCAUUUUCGGAUAGUACGUGAAGACCUCUGUCGUCGAUCCCUCUCGAAAUACUAAUAGUCUUUAGCAUCAAUUACUUGGUGGAGAAGGACAGAAAGUACAUCCUCGAUACCCUAGUGAACGGUCUUUCCCGCCUCGAAUACCGUGGAUACGACUCAGCUGGUCUUGCGGUCGACGGUGACAAGAAGAAUGAGGUUUUCGCAUACAAGGAGGUUGGCAAGGUAAUUAAGCUAAAGGAGCUCAUUGCUGCCGAAAAGCCAGACUUGACCAAGGUCUUCGAUUCACACGCCGGUAUUGCACAUACCAGAUGGGCCACUCAUGGUCCCCCAUCCAGAGUCAACUGCCACCCUCACAGGUAAAUCCUCUUUCUUCAGCUUACAAAGCUCUGCUAACGGGAUCAUUCAGAUCCGACCCUAACUGGGAGUUCUCUAUCGUACACAAUGGUAUUAUCACCAAUUACAAAGAGCUCAAGACCCUCUUGACAGCAAAGGGAUUCCGUUUUGAGACCGAGACCGAUACCGAGUGCAUUGCCAAAUUGGCCAAGUACCUCUACGACCAACAUCCAACAAUCGGCUUCACGGAUUUGGCCAAGGCAGUCAUCAAGGAGUUGGAAGGUGCUUUCGGUCUUUUGAUGAAGUCUGUCCACUAUCCACACGAAGUUAUUGCCGCCAGAAAGGGUUCUCCUCUCGUUAUUGGUGUUAGAACCGAGAAGCGAAUGAAGGUUGACUUUGUCGAUGUCGAAUACACCGACGACGGAGCACUUCCAGCCGAGCAGGCUUCUCACAAUGUUGCUAUCAAGAAAUCGAAUGUUGGAAACUUCCUCUCCGCCGGCAACCUCCUUGCACCAGCAGACAAGUCCCUUUUGCACCGCUCUCAAUCAAGAGCUUUCAUGACCGAUGAUGGAGCACCAAUGCCAACCGAGUUUUUCUUGUCCUCGGAUCCAUCUGCCAUUGUCGAGCACACCAAGAAGGUGAUGUACCUCGAGGAUGACGAUAUUGCCCACAUUCACGAGGGUUCUCUCAACAUCCACAGACUUACAAAGGCUGAUGGAUCUUCUAAUGUGCGAACAAUCCAAACUCUCGAGUUGGAGUUGCAAGAGAUCAUGAAGGGCAAAUUCGACCACUUUAUGCAAAAGGAAAUUUUCGAGCAGCCAGAGUCUGUUGUCAACACAAUGAGAGGUCGUCUCGAUGUUGAGAACAAGCAAGUUACCCUUGGUGGCUUGAGAUCCUACAUCUCCACCAUCCGCCGAUGCCGACGAAUCAUCUUCAUCGCCUGUGGAACCAGUUAUCACUCUUGUAUGGCUGUUCGUGGUGCUUUUGAGGAGUUGACCGAAAUCCCAAUCUCUGUUGAGUUGGCCUCCGAUUUCCUCGACAGACAAGCACCUGUGUUCCGUGAUGAUACCUGUGUCUUUGUAUCCCAAUCUGGUGAAACUGCUGACUCACUUAUGGCCUUGAGAUACUGCUUGGAGCGAGGUGCCUUGACUGUUGGUAUCGUCAAUGUUGUCGGUUCAUCUAUUUCUCUUCUUACCCACUGUGGUGUCCACGUCAAUGCUGGACCAGAAAUUGGUGUUGCAUCGACAAAGGCUUACACUUCCCAAUUCAUUGCCAUGAUCAUGUUUGCGUUGUCAUUGAGUGAGGACCGAGCAUCUAAGCAAAAGAGACGCGAGGAUAUUAUGGAGGGUCUAGGAAAGAUUUCCGAGCAAAUCAAGGAGAUCUUGAAGCUUGACCAGCCAAUCAAGGAACUCUGCGCCAGAACUUUCAAGCACCAAAAGAGUCUGUUGCUCCUCGGAAGAGGUAGCCAGUUCUCUACUGCCCUGGAGGGUGCUUUGAAAAUCAAGGAAAUUUCUUAUCUUCAUUGCGAGGCUGUCAUGUCUGGAGAACUUAAGCAUGGUGUUUUGGCUUUGGUCGACGAGGACUUGCCUAUUAUCAUGAUUCUUACUCGUGAUGAGAUCUUUGCAAAGUCACUCAACGCUUACCAACAAGGUAUGCCAGUGUCUCAUUCUUCUUUCUGUCAUUCAUUUACUAAUAUUCUAUAGUUAUUGCCCGUAGCGGUAAGCCAAUUGUCAUCUGCAACCCAGAUGACGAGGAAUUCCGUGGUGGAAAGGCCGAGAAGAUUGAGAUCCCAAAGACUGUCGAUUGCCUCCAGGGUCUGCUCAAUGUUAUUCCUCUUCAACUUAUGGCAUACUGGCUUGCGGUUGCUGAGGGACUUAACGUUGAUUUCCCACGUAACUUGGCCAAGUCCGUUACUGUCGAAUAGAUAUCCCUUCAUGUUGAUACUGGAGCAUUUGGUCCAGCGGGUUCUUUUGGUUUUUGAUAAUGAUUAGCGCGCGUUCUCGGGGGGAAAAAUGGGCCAUUUGUUUUGGUGUUUUUACAACUAGGUAUGGGGGAACAUGAAAAUAAAGAAUGACAGGAAAGAAUGAUUGACAUGCCUCUUUUUUGCCUCUUUGUUCUUUUCAUGAUUUCUCAUGUCUAUUAGAUACGGGCAUCGUCGUGAUUCCUUUUUGGAGGGCGGAAGCAAAUGUAUUCUACACGUUAGCUGGCUCUCAUAGGCGUCUAGAAAAAGUAAUCUUCUUGAGAAACCAA